UGCGGUAUCGCACCGGCAGCAUCCGGGUACCGGUACGCUUCACUAUCGUGUCGAUCCCGUGCGACUGAGGAAUGAGAUAGCGGAGUACAUGGAUUGUUGGCAGGAGAUUGCGAGCGUGUGGAACGAGAAGCAACCGACCGAGACGGAACGAUUGUCGGAAAGUAUGGAUUCGUACCGAAGCCAACAGACUCAGGCUAAGAAAGAGUCGAGCGAGAUAAGUAGUGAGCAAGAAGUAAACAACAAAGAGUUGUCAUGUCAAUUGCCUUUGUGUGCGGACAUCAUUAGCCAUUCCGCAGCAACAGCAGACCAACACAUGAGUACUACGCACAGAGCAAUGGAACUGACCGUUCAGUGUCACAAGUUGUCUUGUGAAGAUCUCGUCAUGAGGCGCUAUGCGUUGCCAUGGGAGACAUCCAUGUUGCGACCUACACCUGGUUAUACUGGGUUUAUUCCGGAAACUGCAGUUGUGCGUACAGUUGCGUUUCCACCCAUCAAGUCAGGGCUUCACUCGGUUUAUGUCAGCAGCUACAGACCCUUACCGAGCUGUGAGUACAAAAUGCUGCCAUUUCUCCGCAAAACACCUCUAUCAAGAGCUGUCACAUUAACAAUCCCGUAUAACCCGUUUACGAAAACGCCUCAGAAGACUGACUGUACGUCAUUACCAAUUAUAGUCAAAAAGUGAAAAGCCUACGGCAUCGACAUCCAUGAUGAAAAGUCAAAUUGGCACGUCAAAUGCAGUACGAGCAAAACAACAAACGAACUUGGCGACGACAAUCCAGUUGUGUAGAACUGAAUAAAUUUUUGCGUUUAUAACUGUGACAGUAUAAACGUAGUCAACUAAUUUACUUGGUAUACACUAUAAAAACAUUGAAAAUUUAUGCCUCCAUUCCUUUAAUAUACUUAAGACAAAAUGAUUAUACAUAUCUUAAAAAUAAUUAAU
Molecule: messenger RNA, 940 nt
Organism: Corticium candelabrum
Lineage: Eukaryota; Metazoa; Porifera; Homoscleromorpha; Homosclerophorida; Plakinidae
Exons: 5
Coding region: 89-682 (197 amino acids)
Source: RefSeq, a predicted model, not a curated record